AUGGAGGAACAUGACAAGCUGUCGGCUAAAAAGCUACUAAUGGUAGACAUGCACAUGAAACGUAAUAUUAAUCAAGCAAACAAAACAGUUCCGGCAUCAUCUAUAUCAAUAACUACAGAUACACUCGCUACCAACACAACCAAUACAACAAAUCCAUCAGCCGCAGAACGACUAAAAUUAUUUCGUGUCAAAUGUGGUGUUGUUCAACCAUUAUCAACACUUAAAAAGUCAAAAACUGUAUCCUUAAAACAAGAGAUAGCAAAAUUUGAAACACUCGAUAAAGAUGAACACUCUUUUUCAACAUUUUGGAAGACAUACGAACGGUCUUUACCAUUGUUGAGCAAAAUGGCUCGUCGGUAUGGAUCCAUUACUGCGAGUUCAGUACCUAGUGAAAGCAGUUUUUCUAUAGCUGGUUAUGUAGCACGAAAAAAUCGAUCUUCUCUAAGCGCUAAGAAUCUUAAAUAUUCGAUGUUUCUCAAAGACAAGAUUUAA
Messenger RNA from Rotaria socialis, 492 nucleotides. Lineage: Eukaryota; Metazoa; Rotifera; Eurotatoria; Philodinida; Philodinidae. The record is from the annotation of a GenBank genome assembly.